CAUUCCCAGAAGGCUGGGCUCCCGGCGUUUGAAACAGAGGAUGUGGGGGUCUGCGGUGCCCCGGGCUCGGGUUGAAUACCUGGAUCCCCAAGGAGAGACCUUCCCCAACUUCCAAACCUAACUCAAACCCUUCGAGAAGCUCCAGGUCGACCGCACUUUCGCCCUCCAAGCUUCAUCUCCCCUGGCAGCGCGGAAGCCUGUAGGAUCUCGGCAGGACUGAGCUGGGCCAGUGGCCUCCAGGUUCCCGAUAGGGAAGAGUGUCGGGAGAACUCUGCCAGCGCUCCUGGGCGUCCACUGGCUGGAGGGGGCAUUUGCAGGAAAGCGCUGCCCUCACCAGAUCUGCGUACCCGUGCAAUAAAGAGCUCGGAGUUAGUUUUUUGGGGAGGACAAGCCAGGACGGACGGAGGGGUGAAACUACAUUUCCCAGGGUGCGCCGCGAAGGGGCAAGCAGUCCCGCGUUAAAAAGCCGGCGGCGCCGAAAGCCCAGCUGAGGCAGGGAGCCCCUCAACUUUGGCCAGAAUGGAGCAGCCCAAGGGGGUCGACUGGACAGUCAUCAUCCUGACAUGCCAGUACAAGGAUAGUGUCCCCGUCUUCCAGAGAGAGCUGGAGGUGCGCCAGAAGCGGGAGCAGAUCCCGCCCGGGACGCUGUUACUGGCUGUGGAGGACCCUGAGACGCGUGUGGGCAGCGGGGGAGCCACCCUCAAUGCCCUGCUGGUGGCUGCCGAACACCUGAGUGCCCGGGCAGGCUUCACGGUGGUGACAUCUGAUGUCCUGCACUCGGCCCAGAUCCUCAUCCUGCACAUG
Leptonychotes weddellii (Weddell seal) is the source of this 804-nucleotide messenger RNA. Lineage: Eukaryota; Metazoa; Chordata; Mammalia; Carnivora; Phocidae. The record is from RefSeq and is a predicted model, not a curated record.